This is a messenger RNA of Hyposmocoma kahamanoa, 1088 nucleotides long. Its product is annotated as PIH1 domain-containing protein 1-like. NCBI's taxonomy places the organism in Eukaryota, Metazoa, Arthropoda, Insecta, Lepidoptera, Cosmopterigidae. The transcript has 5 exons. Bases 1 to 912 code for a protein of 303 amino acids. The record is from RefSeq and is a predicted model, not a curated record. Gene Ontology annotation, biological process: rRNA processing; box C/D snoRNP assembly. Gene Ontology annotation, cellular component: ribonucleoprotein complex; R2TP complex; cytoplasm.
AUGACGAAAAAGUCGAUAACUUUAGAAGUGGAUCCAACAAUCAUGGAAAAGAACAUGAGAAUUAUCGAGGAGAAUCCAGUUGAAGAAGAAAUAAACAAAUUAUUAGCUUCAGUGGACACUGUACCGUCCAAGCUAGUUAAACCAAGACCAGGUAUGUGCGUUAAAACAUUUACCAAGCCAGACAAUAAGAAAGUGUUUGUAAACAUAUGUCUUACGGAAGCUAUACCGUGUCCUAGAGACAUUACUAAUGAGGAACUAAUGCAGAUAUUGAGCUCUGAGGAUCCAUCUACUUACAGAGUUCCCAUGAGUAUCGGCGAGGGUCGAACAGAGCAGGAUAAGUCUGGCUUACCUACCACAGUAUAUGAUGUUGCUAUCAAUCCUGAAUUUUUCAAAAAAAUUGAGAAAGAUGACUUAUUUCGCACAUUCUUUCUUACUGUUGUCUUUGAGGGCUUGCAGGAUAAAUAUCAAUUUGAAAUUGACAUGCAAAAGUUCUGUGUGCUUAAGAAUAGGAAGUCCAUUGGUACUUUGCAGUCUCAUAGAAUUCAAAUAAGAGACGUGCAGAACUGUGAAGAGGCAAUGAAGCCUCCUCUCAUUGAGGAGAUAGGGGAUCAGAAAACUUCGAAGAUUGUUGAAAUACCAGAGCCUAAGAAAAAGGAGAUAGUAUAUAGAUUGAGAAGGGAACCACCUACUGGUGAGAUAGAGUACUUGUUGGCUGAAUUUCAAAUACCUGCUACUAUGGAUUUAAAGGAUGUCAACCUGGAAGUGGGUGAAGACAGAGUUGUGUUAGACCUUGAGGGAAUGUACAAUCCAGUAGACUUUUUUCUGCCUUGCAGCGUAGACCAGGAAGUUAUUGAUGCUCAGUUGAAUAGGAACAAUGAUAUGCUCUCUGUGAAAAUGCCAGUUAUCCAUUAAUUUGCUUUGCUGCUCAUUUUAUUAUGAAACUAUUCCAUUUUCAUCUCAAAUGUAUUCAAAUUGAUAUUCUUUUGUUUCAUUUUUUAGAUUAUGUUUAUGAAUUGGGUUAUCAGGGUUACAUAGAAAAUAAAAUAAAAUUUUCACAAAUAAAUUUAUUAAAAAUUCAUAAAUAUUAC